Messenger RNA from Nerophis lumbriciformis (worm pipefish), 1113 nucleotides. The record is from RefSeq and is a predicted model, not a curated record. Lineage: Eukaryota; Metazoa; Chordata; Actinopteri; Syngnathiformes; Syngnathidae.
AUGGGCAUUCGAAAACGGAGCAACAAGAGCCCGCCGGUGAUGAGCCACGAGUUCGUCAUCCAGAACCAUGCCGAUAUUGUGGCCUGCGUUGCUAUGGUGUUCCUCCUCGGCCUCAUGUUCGAGGUGACGUCUAAAUUUGCAGUGUUGUUCAUCACAGUGCAGUACAACGUCACCAUCUCAACGAACGGUCCCGAGGAGACACCUGUCAACCACUUCCACAACGGCAUCAAAGACCUGGCCACCAUUUUUUUCUACAUGCUGGUGGCAAUCAUCAUGCAUGCCAUCAUCCAGGAGUACGUCCUUGAUAAACUCAAUCGGAAAAAACACUUCUCCAAAACCAAACACAGCAAGUUCAACGAGUCAGGCCAGCUUAGCGCUUUCUACUUAUUUUCCUUUGGCUGGGGUGCUAGCAUCCUUCUCUCUGAGAACUUCCUGUCCAAUCCGAGUUUGCUCUGGGAAGGCUACCCUCACAUGUUAAUGCCGCUGCAGAUGAAAUUCUACUACAUCUGCCAGAUUGGCUACUGGCUUCACGCGCUUCCUGAACUCUACUUCCAGAAGACUAAAAAGGAGGACAUUCCUCGUCAGCUGGUUUACAUCUCCCUGUACUUGGUCCACAUUGCCAGCGCCUACAUUCUCAAUUUGAACCGUCUGGGCUUGGUCCUGAUGGUGUUGCACUACUUUGUGGAGCUUCUCUUCCACGUUUCUCGCCUUGUCUAUUUCAGUAACGAGAACAGACAACUUGGCUUUACCGUGUGGGCCGUCCUCUUCGUAGUGGGGCGACUCCUCACGUUGUCCCUCACCGUCCUCACGGUGGGCUUCGGUCUGGCAAACGCAAGCAACCAAGGCUUCGAUUUGCUCACUGGAAACUUUAACAUUCUUUUCGUGAGGAUCACCGUCCUGGCCGGCGUGUGUUUGACGCAGGCCUUCAUGAUGUGGAAAUUUAUCAACUUCCAGCUGCGACGCUGGAGGGAGCACGCCUCGAUGCAGAAGCUGAAGAAGAAACAAGUACCGUCGAAGAGCAAAGGAAAGAAAGAUAAAGCUAACGGCGUCAAUGGAGUCAACUCUCACGUCGCAGACUCGCCGAGAUCAAGGAAAGGGAAGAAGUCCAAUUAA